Bactrocera oleae (olive fruit fly) is the source of this 10486-nucleotide messenger RNA. Lineage: Eukaryota; Metazoa; Arthropoda; Insecta; Diptera; Tephritidae. The record is from RefSeq and is a predicted model, not a curated record.
CAGACGUUUAUUAAAAUGAUUGCUUCCGUUUGUUGCCUCAAUCGUUGUUGGCAACAGUUUUUUCGUAAAUGAAUAUGUGAUUUCAAAAGCUGUAAAGAUGGAAAUUAAAAAGAAAAACUUACUACACGAAAUACUCGCCAUCACUACAAAGUAUUUUUUCAACCCACCUACCUUAUGGAUCUCGAGCAAAUAGUAAUAUGCUCCCAUGUGUACAUAUGUAUAUAUAGAAGAGAACUCUCACAAAUUUUGGACACUUACCUAGUAAAUAACUGCGUUACGAUUGCAAUAAAAGCGAUUUAAUUAGAGCAUUUAAGAUGCCAUUUUUGAAUUUUUUAUAAGACUUCAUCUUUAUACAAAUUACAUUACGUCUGGACCAUUGUUAUUCUUGAAAGUGUGGACUUUGCAGUGAAGUCUGCCAGUGCUUACUUCGAUGUCUCGUGCAACACCUGAAAAAUGGUCAAAGCGGUUUCAGCCCGAGCAACAGCAACCACGGCCGCUUUGUACGUAGCAAAACAGCAAUUGCAGUUACAACAAGAACAGCCGAACGGCAAGAAAUCUAAGCAAAAUCAUCAAAAAGAACCGCAGACUUCUUUUUUCCGAUCUGAACCCGAACAAAUUUUAAAACAACGUGGACAGCAGUUUGCUCUUGACGCUGAGGAGGUGGAAGAAGAGGAGGAGGAGCCGUGUGCGAAACGUAUUGCUGUUGGAGCGCUCAGCAAAAUGGUAAUACCAUCCUCGGCAGCAACAGCAACCACCAGCACGUCAUCAGCGUCCGUAUCCUCUUCCGUCACAUCAGCAACAACGACGAACAAUGUUAACACGUAUGCUCACGCUGAUCAGCAGCAAAUACAACAACAAAGGCAACAACAAAAUGCUCUCUAUCAACAACAACAACACCCGCCCACUAGCCUCAACAGCCAACAGACAGCGCCGCGGCAACAUCCGAAGAAGCGGAAAUUCGACCCAGCUGAGCUGGACCGGCAACAGCAAACCUCGCCACAACCACAACACCACAGCGAUAGCGCAGCAGCGACGUCGUCGAUCUCCACAACAACCACAUUAUGGCAUGAUAACAAGCCAAUUUCGACGAAUAAAAAUGCUAAUAUAAACGCCGAGAACAGUAACGGUAUCUUACCUUCGGCGAGUUUGAAGAACAACAACGGGGCUGCCACAACGAGUACAAUAUCAUCAGCAGCAACAGCAAAUAUUGUUGUUACAAGCUGCAAUAGCAACCUUUCGUGGUCCGCUACAACAACAAGUGGUGCAAAUGAAGUUGCAACAUCGGCGGACAUGCUCAAUACAGCGUUACGUUCGACUAUCCAACAACAGCAGCACUCGCCAGCAACAUCGAUGAUUGUGAGUCCGGUGGCAACGGCGACACUUUCUACCAUAACACUGCCGGCAGGAGUUGUAGUUGGCGCUGGCGCCAACAGUAACAGUGGAACUACAGUUGUAACGGCGGUUGGGCGUGCCGCCACCACUCUAGAAAACCCCGAGAAACGCACCAUAACAAGCACACAGCCGUCGAGUAAUUACAAGCUGCAAAAUGUGUUAAGUGUGACUCACAGCACCGGCAAUAAUCGCACUCUAACUUCUACCAGCAAUACUACGUUGCAACAACAACGACACAGCUAUCAGCAGCAUUUACAACAACCACAGCCAGUGGUUACCAGCCAGCAACAGCAUCAGCAGCAGCCGCCGCUAGUUGCUAAUUUGGAUCUCAGCGAAUGGUCGAAUACGCGCGUAUUGGCCAAAUUAAAUAACUUCUAUGCAUCGGGUAUUAUACGACAGACGACAUCGUACAAUGGCAGUUGCAGUGGCGCAGAUGCUAACAGCAGACCGCCUUCAGCUGCUACACCGAAUUCAAUUACAGUCGAAUUCGAUCCGCCGGAAAAUUGCACACAACGCUAUUCGGACGUUUUGGGCAAUGGGCGUUUCAAUGUGAUAUUGGACGCUAGUCCACCAUUAGCUGAUAUUAAUGUGGACACUCGAGUUUGUGUGCGCAGUCAGAUAGAAGGUCGUUCGGGUUACGUCUUUGUGGAGGGCACGGUUACGGACAUCAAUGCAAACACAAAACAGUUCACCGUUCAAAUUCACACAGAUUCGACGCCAAUAUUUAAAACUGUUAAACGGGCAGAUUUGCGUCUGCUGCUACCGCCAUGGUGGGACGAAUUGCGUGAACUUUCACCUUUUCCACAUCAGCACCACACACAUGUUUUUGGCGCACAUAAGGCGAGCGGUGCACACCCAUCGCUGCUCACAUCUCCACAUCAGCGCACUGCCGGUGGCAGCGGUACUUCAGGGUCAGCGACACACAAAACCAUUGUCGGUCACCAUCAUCCACAAUUGAGUUAUGUGGCUACACGUUAUGACAGCAAAAUUCCGACACAUCUUACGGUAGCCGGCUCACAACAGCUGCCCGCACACAUGACUUCAUAUAGUGUCGCACAACAGCAUCUGCAAAAGCAAGAAGAGUUUUACCGGACGACUGCCACCUCACCCUUCCAAACUGUAGGUGGCAGUGGGCAGCCAUUGCUUGUGAACGCCCACAAUGCGGGAACGAUUGGCAAGAUUAACGGCAACGGCAACGGCAACAAUGCCGCAACGUCGCUACCCGAAAUUGUUGUUUCUCAACAGCAAUUGCAGUUGGGCGGCGGCAGCAGCAGCAGCAACAGCCAUCAACACUCACAUUCACCAUCAGAUGAUCUACAGCGGCGCCAGUCACGGCAAUAUGAUGAAUUCGAGUCGGAUGAUGAAUUAAAGGGUGUGCAAAUAGAUGGUUACACACUUGGCGAUGGUGAUCCCGAGAAGCUAUCGGCGGGCAGCAAGCGUAGCAGUGUACAGAGCCGCGGCAGCACAUCAAGCACCCCAAGAUCUCAAGGAACAACGCCGCAUCGUUUCAAAAAAGGUGAUAUUGUUCAGUCGGAAUCCGGAGUGCGCAAAAAAUACAAUGGCAAACAAUGGCGUCGCCUAUGCGGUAUGUGCUCGAAGGAAUCUCAGCGACGUGGUUUGUGCUCGCGCCAUCUUAAUCAGAAAGGCAAUGCUUUUCGGCCAAAUGGCGCUAAUCGAUUUCCUGGUGAUAUGAAUAGUCGUUCAAGCAGUAAGACGCAAGUGGACGAAGACACUUCGCGCGACUCAGAAACGUCACCCAACUACCGUGUGGCGGGCCGCUCUGACCAGGAGGAAACUGAUGUGGCUAAUAUUUUAGUGUCACUGAGCAGUUCACGUUCGGCCACGCCAAGCUAUUCUUCACCUGUCAACCAUGGUACCUCGCCGAUGAAUGUUACCAAUUCGCCCGUGCCAGUAGUCUCCAAUCGCCAAAAUUUUUUCACGCCAAUAGGCGGUGGGCCUGUUGUAACAGCGGACGCGCAAACAACUAAAUGGAAGCCCGCAGCCAGCCCCAUACAGUAUGGUACAGUGGGUUAUUCACAAGUUAUACGCCCCGAAACGGUGCGUGCGCAAGGCAAUGCUACCGCACCACCGCCACAACAAUCGCCCGUCUCUAUGGUGAUACACAAUCAAAACACCGCUAAUGUAGCAGCUGCACAUCUGCCCGGAACCGCUGGCAAUAUACAUCAUUCCUCGCUGCACUCAGCGCAUCACCAGGUACCGCCACCACUAUCUCCAGCACAAUCUGCUGUCAUGCAACAGCAGCAUCAUUUGCAGCAACCGCCACUCGCGCAUAGCCAUAUAUCGCCAGCCGGGCCACCUCCACCGCUACCGAUCGUUAGCAGCGCUGUAAUUGCACCACCUCGGCCACCUGCUUCUGUGGUUACAAGCGUUGGUCACGCCACCACCAGCGUUAUACGGAUCUCACCUGCUGCCGCCGCUGCCGCCAAUAAUGGUUCCACAGCUAAUGGCAGCACCGCAGCAUCGGCAUUGCCGCAAUCCUUUCAUCCUGUCAUAGUCGAUCCCACACAGCUGGUGCCUUUGCUCUCGCCGGCAAGUGGCAAUUCAUCGUUGCAGACAGGACAACCCACAUUGGUUUCGAUCAGUAGCGGUUUGGGUGUGGGUGGCAGUAAUAGUUCGCUCAUAGCCGCCGCACAUCAACACAAUUUGCAACAUCAGGCGCCAGCGCCACCGAUUUCAAAUGAAAAGACGAUUUCAAAAAACGGAUUUCCGCCGGGGUCGAUAUAUCAAUGGCAAAUGCUGUUGCCCACCAUCAGUCAGUCCCCCGUUAAACCGACCAAUUUUACGAUAGCCGGCAUCAUACCGCCAACGGCGGAAACACCACCUCCACAACAACAACAACAGCAGCAACAGCAACCAACACAAGGAAUUAAUUUGAUAAAUCACCAUGGCGCCCACAACAGUCACAGUAAUCAUAGUCUGAGCGUCGGUCAUAAAAUGACCGUUGACUUAGACUCACCCGAAAAGCCUCUGAAUUUCUCAACAAGUGAUGCGGCGGCCGCCAUGAAUACUACUUUUAAUAUUAAUAAUGGAGCAGGAACAUCGGGUGGUAGCGGGGGCAACAGCAGCGUGCCACAAGAAGAUAAUGACGAUCAAUUAGACGAUGACGUAUUCGAACCAAUGACAUCAGCGCAUCCAAAGCCGAAGCACGCACGAUUCGCCAUCAACAGCAGCAGUGACAGUUAUAGAUAUGGCAGUUCGUCUAAGAAUAAAUAUGGCAAUGAAGGUAUGGGAGAGGCGAAGACGUCAACAACAUCCGGUAAUAGCGGUGCGGCGGCCAAACGACGUUCACAAUCGCUUAGCGCAAUACAACAACAACAACAACAACAGCAAGCAAAAUCAACUGCCGGAGGAGGAACUUGUGCCAUCGACAAGGAACCCUCCAGUCCAGAACCGGACAAAAUCCGUCGUCCUAUGAACGCUUUUAUGAUUUUCUCGAAAAAACAUCGUAAACUAGUUCACAAAAAGCAUCCGAACCAAGACAAUCGCACUGUUAGCAAAAUUCUAGGUGAAUGGUGGUAUGCUUUAAAACCGGAGCAGAAAGCUAAAUAUCAUGAAUUGGCCAGUUCGGUGAAGGACGCCCAUUUCAAGCUGCAUCCACAUUGGAAAUGGUGUUCGAAAGACCGUCGUAAGUCUUCUAGUUCAGGCAAAGGUGGACCAUCUGGGGGACCUGUGGACAGUAGUGACGGUAUCGAUUUGCCAAUACAUAGUCCCGGUUCAGCGAGUGCUUCAAGCAACACUGCCAUCGACUCUCAAGGCGAUAAUAUACCACUUACAAUUGAGGAAACUCUGGGUCAAGUGAAAGAGGAAAAGACGAGUAUAAAAGCUGAGGUGGUGCAACCAAUCGAAACCCAACAGUCCGAUGAUGAGCACAUGCUAGUGGUAGAUGAAGCCACAAACAAUAAGCAGAGCAGCAAUAGCUGCAAUUCAGGAUCUCAACAGCACGACUCUACAUUAAAGCAAAUAGAUCUAAAGUGUCGUGAACGCGUUACCGAUUCCGAUGUCGAGGAUGCCGCUUAUGAUUAUAGAAAGACCGCAUCGAAUGCGACGAAGAAUGUACAAAGUGAAAACUCAGCUGAAAACGAAAAGCUCUCAAUGUCGAAGGAAGCAAGUAUAAAAAAUGAGAGCCAAAAUAAAUCGGAAGAAAUUUUAGCGCACAGCUCUUCUGGCAACAACGCUCUUAACCCGAGCACUGAGCGCGACAUAACAUUGAAACCGAAACCCAUCAAGCCAUAUGCCUCUAGCAUUGAAAGUAGCAUUCUUAGUCCUCAGCAGAUGCCGAAGUACUCAUACAACAGUCCGAAGAACCCAAUCGGUGUAACACCAUUCCAACCAACAGGCGGUGCGUUCAAAACCAUGCCAAUAAGCCCGAAAAGCACGAAGCUAGAUGAACAACAGCUGCAACCGAUACAUAUAAAGCAGGAGGAUAUCAAGCAAGAGCUGACUUCGCCAUACAUAAUGAAUGGUGGCGGUGCGAAUGUAAAUAGCGUAUUUACAUUCAAUGUGCCAAUGGGCGCGGCAGCCAGUCUAAAUCAAAAGCAACAACAAACAACAGGACAUCCAUUACGCAGUCCCAAUACCAUGGAGGGUAGUAAAGCAAGUCAGUUGAUUGUCGCUAAAACCACAGAGUGCCGAAAAGAUACUCGUCCCCAGGCACUUUCUGACUUCGCCGAUGAGGACUACGAUGCUUACGAGACAGAAACGGAUUUUGAUGAUAUCGAAUUUUAUACAAUACCAAAAUUACGUUUAACCAGCACACCAACGACGCCCAGUUGCAACAGAACACCAACAACGAAAACGUUUUCAUCAAUUUUGGCUGUAAGCACGGUUGAGCCACUGGCUGAUCGGCCGCCACCAUUGAAACGAAGACAAUUCACUAUCGUGCGUUCAUUGACACCACAACAACAGCACAACUCACCACAUCGUCAGUUGAAAUAUUUACAUCAGCGGCGGGUGGAGACACCGCCUACAGUAAUUACACGCGUGCCGACACCCUUUGGUGUUAAUGAGCCGCAAUCGCCGAAGCUCAGACGACAAUCGUUGAAUUCCUCACCUGCUCAGUUUGCAAUUAUUCGUACACACCACCAUCAUCAUCAUCAUCAUCCACAUUCUAAUCCACACUCGAAUGCACAUUCAUUAAGCUCUACACCGCCACCUUUGUUUUUCAACAAAGCAUCUAGGAGCGCGACCAUGAUAUCACCACUCACCCUACCUGCGGCCACCACAAUAUCAAACACCACCUGCUCAUCCAUUAUACCCUCAUCAUCAACAUCCACAUCCACAACAGUCUCAUCCUGCUCGCAAACUGACAAAAUUAAUGUUUUCCCCUCUCAUUGCUCCUCAUAUAAUGCUAACAACAACAACAAUAACAAUAACACACCAAUUUUAUCAUCUACAACAAAAUCGUCGACUCCAACGACAACAACAACGAUUACAAAAAAACUGAUUACAAUUAAAAACGGCUGUUCAAAUAAUCCAAAUCUCGCCGCAAAUGCUAAAGACGUGUUUAAUAAAAACUCAACAGCGGCCCGCUCCACCAUUCUGUGCGACCCGAUGGUAAUAGAGCCGAGGAAAGACGCGCAGAUUAACGAGACCGAUGCGGAGACAUCAGCAGUUGAUGCAACUUCCAACAUUAAAGCACCAGCAAUCACAAUGCAACAACCACCGACAAUGCUGGUAAUAACCGAUGGACAGCGAUAUGCCAGCAGCUCCAGUGCUCAGUUAGUGCCGCAUAAAUUGAAAAAGUUUUCAGACGCUGGCAAUGGCAGUGCGCCAGCCACAUACACCUACGUGUUGGCAACCAAUAGCAAUGCCGGCCCCAACAAAGCCAGAGGAAGUAUCAAUCCAAACGCGUUAAACAUAAAUUCUACCCCCUCCACACCCAUCACAGUCAAACAUUCAAAUAGCGUUGCGACCACUUUGCGUCCAUUGUCGCUGAUCAGCGUGAAUUCCUGCAACAAAAUUACGCUGCCGGCGAACGCACGCAUACUCGCCGCAACUUCAUGCUCUUCCAAUAGCAACAACAGCGGCAAUAUUGUCGCUAUGGGCAAUGGCAACAUAGGAAUUAGUGGCAGCAAUGCACCGCCGAUUGGCAGCACGCUCACGCUGUUGAGUACAACACCAUCGCUUACUGCAACCGCUACACGUUUGGGCUGUGGCAGCAAUAUCAAGAACAAUAAUAACAGUAUCAUUACAAUUACUAAUGCUACUAACAGCAGCAGCAAUAACAACAACCUCAAUAACAUAUUCACUUUCAACGACACAAUAGCAACAACUAGCGGUUCCGCCGCCUUCAAUGCUGACGUCAAAAGUGGCGGUGGCAGCAGCGAAGGCAACGGCGGUAGCACUUCGAUUUUAAUGUUCAACUCAAAUAUUGCAACUGUUGUUAAUUCCACAGCCAGCGCAGCGUCAUCAUCGGUGCCUUCGUCACCUGCAGCGGCUAGCGUAGCCAUCAGCUCGACGGCGGGCUCCUGCUUUACCAACACUCCAGUCAUGACACCAACACAAAUACUCGCAACGACGACUGGUGGUAAUGGCGGUAUCGCAAGCGGCCAGAAGCAGAUACUUUUCACAGUUAACAAUAUGUUAAAUCAGGUCGCCCUUUUGCCAAUGCCACAACUAACAGAAUCGUCAGGCAGUAUCGCCGCCGCCGGCAAUGUUUCAUGUGGACCAAAUAAGCCAACUGCCAUCUCUUACCCCAAUUACAAGAAGAACAAUGGCCAAACGACUUAUGGUGUGAAUACAAAUAUAAAUGGCGGUAAUGCUAUUUCAAAUGCCAACAACAAUAACGGCACUUUAAUGCACAAUUAUACUGAGUCUACCCAAAAAUCACCGUCUUGCAAAUCAUUACCCACCACUCCGAAAUCGGCGUGCUUGUCUUCAACUUUCGCAAUGAAUCCACCGGACUCGGCUGGUAAACGCAGCACAGAUAGCAGCUCCACCUCAGCUUUGGACGCCGAGGAUGAGCAGAAUGACAUUGGUGGCAGACAGCAGUUCGUUUUGGCACCAACGCCAGCACAACUGGGUCGUGCGAAAUUUCCGCGACGAAAAAAUUUUUCUUCAAACAACACAGUAAACGAUAAUGGCAAUAAUAACACAUUUUCUACCACUGUUCUGAUGGGAUGCAACUCUAUGAAGAAUUUGAAUUCGCCUAUUAUGGUGGACUCAUCAUCGCCAAUAAUUGGCAAUGUAAACACGGUUGUCAGCUCGAUGGCAUCGGCGCUACCCACACCCACUUCGUCAACGACCACGCCAAACAGUGAUGAACAAAUGCCAACUACACCAUCGGCUGUUAAUAGCAAUAGCAGUGCCGGUAGCGUAAGUGAUUUAAGCGGUAUGUUGAAUCCCAAGUCGCCGAUAAAAUUAGCAUCAGUGACCAAAAAGAAAAACGAUGACAUGGAUAAUGUCUUAAAACAAGUUGAUUUCGAAAAGAAAUAUCAGGCAUUGCCACAGUUCAAACCCGAGGAUUGUCUAUCUCCCAGCGCCAUCGCAGUGCCAUCAUCGCCACGCGUCUACGGUACUAAUUAUCGAAAAAAGAAUCCACCACAGCCAAUUGUGCCACCAAAAAAGCCCGUCUGCGAAGACGAAUCAGCCAUUGAGACAGCAUCAUUGCCAUCGACACCGUCACAGCGUUUCUUCGGACCCGAUUUCAACAUUGAACAGCUAAAUUUGGAGAACUCCGAUGAGACAGACCGUUCGCCGCGCACUCCACAAACUCCUUUACAAAGUGCACGGUCCGAUGCGAGCGAAAAAGGACAUCGUAAGGUAUUGGAAAUACGGCGCAAGUUUGUUUAUCAACUUUUCAACGAACAUGGCAUGUUUCCAUCAACCCAAGCUACAAUGGCUUUUCAGAAAAAGCACAUCGACGUAUUUCCGCGAAAACAAGAUCUCCAACUGAAAAUACGCGAAGUGCGUCAAAAGUGCAUGAGCCAGGCCGGAUUCACGCCACACUCGGCCGGUCCUAUGACGCCAUCCGCUGAGACCAGCCUGUCCACAACUGCAACAAUAACAACAAAUACAAAUAUAGCAACAACAACGCUAAACCAGAACUAUGGGAGCGGAGAAAGUUAUGCUCAAUCACAAUCAAAUGACGACUAAUUAAGCGGAGCUUCCCUGAAUACGGAGCUCAUGUAAAGGGCCGAUAGUAUUAAAUACACAAUAGCAACUAUUGUUCAUAUUUCUUAUAGAGAGAGAGAAAGAGAGAGAGAGGGAGGAAGGGAGAGUUCCGUACAAUCAAAUUCAAAUUCAGUGUGCCAUGGCAAGAUGUAAUUAUGCAAUUUAUGCAUAUGACCAUAUAAUGCCAUCAAGAGCUGUAAGUAAGUAACAUUUGCAACCGCAAUGAAGAGAAGUUUUUAAUGCCAACUCAAGAAAUAUUUAAACAUAUGCAUGCCCAUUCAAAGGAAAGCAAUUUACUUUGCUAUACCAGAUGAACUGCGACAACAGUGUAUAAGUUCAGUGACAAUGGCAGUGUAUUAUUGUUCGAAAACGGUUUGAUUGUCUCUAUUCGAUAUAUAUAUAUAUAUAUGUAAUAGUUAGAGAAUUCAUAGAAGACAUAAAUUUGAAAUAUUAUGGAGAGAGAACUACAUAAAUACUAGCAAACCGGUUAAUAUAAGCAAUAAGCUACUGUUAUGACAUGUGACCUGGUAACAACAACAAACAACCACAUACAACACGAUUCAUAUUUGUUGCAACGGUACACCAACAACGCCAGUAAAGAAUUACCAUCAUUAAUUGGUAAACGCAUACUAAGCCUAGAAAACUGAAAUGAAAUGGAGUCGAAAAGCGAUUGUGUAUAUUAAGAGAAUCACAAAUAUAGACACAAAGCGAACAGCACAGUAAAGAAACACACAGUAAAUUUAUUUAGCACACAUAUAAUGCAAACACUUUAAAGCAUAUAUAACUAAUCCCAAUUAAUUAAAGCUUAAAUAGUUUUUAAUUUUAAAACGCAUCAAUAAACAAUACUGCAAAGCAUACAGGAUAGAAAUAAACCCUUAUUCAAGCAUAUAAUCAGUGUAAUGAAUUCAAAUAAGUAAAUAAUGAAUUAACCGAUUGUAUUAAUACAAUCAAACAAAGAAAA